This is a messenger RNA of Dreissena polymorpha, 4727 nucleotides long. RefSeq lists its product as uncharacterized. Bases 832 to 2076 code for a protein of 414 amino acids. The record is from RefSeq and is a predicted model, not a curated record. NCBI's taxonomy places the organism in Eukaryota, Metazoa, Mollusca, Bivalvia, Myida, Dreissenidae. The transcript is spliced from 9 exons.
UGUUGAUGUAUACAUUAUAUAAUACAAUAUAUAUUAUAUAUAUAACGUAUAUAAUACAAUAAUUUAUAAAGUGAAAUUAAAUUUCUUAAUUGUUUAUAUAUUAACAAACUGGAUAAUGUAAAAGAAGAUUCUUUUUUUGACGCUUUAUUGGUGUAAAAUGUAACUGUUCAUGUACAAGCUGGAGUUCAAUCAACGCAAUGAAGUGUGAGAAAAUUGAUGAAUUACUAACGAGUAUUGUAGUGACCUGCGACAUGUCGUUUAAAACUCGAACGGCGACUUAAGCUUACAGCCUUGAUAUUUUGAAUGGAGAGUUUUUGUUUAUUCCUUUUUUAAUGUGUUACACAUUUUUAUGCUGAUGAAUGUUUAAAGAAAAAGUUCUUUUUUGUUUUUGAAUUAAUUAAAAUGGCACCUAAACAGAAAUAAUUCAAUUGGGAUACAAACCAAGCUGACACAUUACAAUGCUUUCAAAAUCAAAUACCGUAUCGACUAUAAUUAAUGAAACUACACUUGGAACAUACGAAAGAUCAACGUCGUUGCUUGUCUACGGAUUCGAUUUUUGUCAAGAGAUGUUGUGUUCAUUAUUAAACUAUUGGCGUUAACAUUUGGAACAAUUGGGCCAAGAACUUCGUCUUUCAUCUUGUCGAUCACUCAAAUGGACAUGCCAGCUCUCUGCGAUACGGUAGCCGAGCGCUGCAAGCCCCCCCCCCCUCCCCAGACUGCCGUAGCGCUUUCCUUGCAUCGCGUUCUUCUCAACCCAGAUAGCGGGUUCAACCUCUGGUUUCUUGGGUUGGAUCUCUUUUAGGCACAAGAUCCGGAACUCAACCAGCAGAAAUGAGAAAAGAUGGACAUAUGCACUUGGCGAUGUAUGUGCUCUUAUUUGGAAACGCAUUUUGUUUAGUUUCAGUUCCAUUUGUGCGCGGUCCGGACCCCUGGUCCGACAAGACCGGGUUACUGAAGAUCCAGUAUUACUGCAACUUCCGCGCACCAGAAGUAGGCUUGGUCACCAGCAGGUCGGCGAGAUUGUUAGUCAUUUUCAAUCAAGACGUACAGGAUAUCUUGGACUGGGACAUGCUUACUUUGUCGCCCGCAAGCGCUAACCGUCCGGACAAGGUGUUCGUCUUGACAAACGAAAACAAUACGGAUUUCACCAACUUCCAGUGGUCCUUCCACGUGGUAUGGAAAGGAGACAUCGAUUAUGGUCCUCCCGUCCGCACUUCCACCCCCGCACCCACUGGAACAUGUCAGCUCGUCACUGAUUUCGUCACUGUUCCGAUUGAGCGCGGCUCAAAUCCGUGGUCCGAAGAGUCCGGUUUACUUAGGAUCCAGUAUUACUGCAACUUCCGCGCACCACAAAUAGGAUUGGUUGCCGGCAGGAUGGCGAUAUUGUUAGUCAUGUUCAAUCAAGACGUGCAAGAUGUCGUGAACUGGAACAUGCUCACUCUGUCCCUCGCAAGCGUCAAUAGGCCGGACAAGGUGUUCGUCCUGACAAACGAAAACAACACGGACUUCACCAACUUCCAGUGGUCCUUCCACGUGUUAUGGAAAGGAGUCAUCACUUAUCCCGAACCCACGGGCACGUGUCAACUUUUCAACGGCAAUGCGGAUUUUACCACCAAAGCGCCUGUGUCUUUCACUCAAGCGCCUGCAUCACGCUCAGUUUCGACAUCUGGAUACUUCGGCAUUGGAAUUGGUGUCUUUGUGAUAGUUCUCGUCGCGGCAGCAGUUGUUGUCUUCGUUUACAAAAGACGCCGAAGACAGCUGCAUACUGAAGAUCCAUAUUCCCGGUACUCUCCAAAAGCUGAUAAAUGUGAUGUGCCCACAGACACUGACAAUGUGCCGAAGCCCCUUCCCCAUCGUUCUGAACAGAAGCCCAGACAUUCAUACCUCGGGCUGGAUGGUGCGGUCUAUGAUGAAAUAGAGGACGUCGCAAGUUCGAUAUCGCAGCCUGACAACGGGUACCUUACAUUGGUAACUGCAUCGCAGUUUACAGACAUACCUGCACCACUUAAAACCAAGGACGAGCAGUUACUUCCAGUGCGUGUUACUUCGUACGAAACACCAACGACAACCAUUUAGGCGGAAAGUGUCGUCCCUGAUUAGUCUGGGCGAAAAACAUAUGCAUGAAGUCCAGUAUUCCCAGAACAAGGCUCAACUGAUAGACAGUAACUUCCAGCGUGUUGCUUCGUAUGACACACAAAUGACAACAUAUCUUAAAAUCCUUUCUAUUGAAUACAGAAAACUGAAUGUUACUUUUAUAUAUAGAUUGAUAAUUUUGGUAACAAAUUGAUUUUUAUACUAUUUUAAAAUGCAUUGUAUUCGCUCAAACCCACGCUGUAUGGUGAUUUUAUUCACUAAGACUUAUUCCUUCAAUUCGAUGUACGAAGGUUAAAUAUAAACUUGUAUUUUAGGUGUUCAAUGUUAAAUGGUAGUUUUUACUGUGUUUAGCGAACUUUUGAAUUUCUUAAGUGAAUUGCUUUAUAUACAGCUUGUUAAAUGUUUGUUUGUUGUUCACGAUUAUUGUGGUGGCUAUAAAUUACUAAUAUUAACGUUAGUGACUAAACAUUAUAUGCUUACACAAGUUCGGUUUUGAGUGGUACGCAUUUGUGUGAUAGAAUUCACGAAUAGUUCUUAUUUUUAUUGUUUAAGAAUGCUGAAGUGAGGUUAAUUAUGUAUGUUUAUUUACAUACAUGAUGCUGUGUGCAGGAGGAUGCAGAACACACCCAGGGAGUAGCCCUGAUGCUUUCCUACUCGGCAUAUAGAACGCUCAUCGGUUGGGAGGCACAUGGACCACAGAUCAUGGCGGCCUCUUUCCUUACCAAAAAGAAAAGGAUCAAUGUAGACAUAAUCCAGUGCUAUGCGCCGAAGAACGACAGUAAAGAGAAUGAGAAGGACAACGUUUACAAUAGGCUGUCAACCAUUAUACAAGACAGACAAAGAGAAACCUCAUCAUUCUAAUGGGUGCCAAGAUCGACAGUGACAACCGAGGUUAUGAUGAGAUCAUGGGGAAGCAAAUAUUAAGCGAGAUGAACAACAACGAGGAGAGAUUCGCCGACCUGUGCGCCACAAGUAAUCUGGUCAUCGGAAGAAAUGUUUGCCAUCACAGAAGGAUACACAAGGCAAAUUGGGUGUCACCAGACCUGUCAACAGAGAACCAAAUUAACCACCUGUCCAUCGCAAGCAAGUUUCGUCGCUCUCUUCAGAAUGUACGUGUCAUUCUUGGAGCAGACGUGGCUUCGGACCAUAGCUCCUUGUUUCCCGAUUGAAACUGAAGCUGAAGUCAUGUUGGGCAAGGUGAUGCAGCCAACGCCAACGUUACAACACUGCUACACUAAAAGACAUCUGGAAGCAAAAAGAGUUCAAGUUCACUCUCUCUAACAAGUUCCAGGUCCUAGAGGAGGUGCUUGAAGAAGGGACGAUAGAGCAAAAGUGGCAGAACGUGAAAGAAGCAGCGACUUUAACAUGCAAAGAAAUACUGGGCUCCAAGUCUUACUCCCACAAGGAGUGGCUAUCAGCAGAGACACUUCAGAAAGUUGCGGAAAGACUAAACAAGAAGGCAAGUGUCAACCACAGCAGAACACGAUCCGCACAAAUGAAAGCACAAGAAGAGAACACCGAAGCAAAUAGGAGCGUCAAGCAAAGUAUUAAAGCAGUCAAGCGGAACUACCUAGAGACGCUUGCAUAAGGGGUGGAAGAAACAGCCUAUCAGAACAGAACUAAAGAUCUGUACUUCAUCACCAAGAGAUUAGCAGGAAAGUUUGCCAAGCCAGAGAGGCCAGUAAGGGACACACGUGGAGGAGUAAUAACAGAUGAUGAAGGGCAAAAGAAGAGGUGAUUUUAGCACUUCCAGGAGCUACUCAACAGGCCAGCUCCUGCGAAUCCACCGGAGAUUCCCCUGGCUAUAAGCGAUCUGCCAAUCAAGUGCUGCACUCCCACAAAAGAAGAGAUCAGCAGCGCAAUCAAGAAAUUAAAGAACGGCAAAUCUACAGAACCUGACAGCAUACCUGCAGAAGCGCUUAAGGCUGACGUGGAGACCAGUGUGGAGCUACUACAUCGGCUCUUCAGUAAAGCAUGGUAAGAAGAAGAAAUUCCAUCAGAGUGGAAAGAGGGUUACCUCAUCAAGCUUCCCAAGAAAGGCGACCUCAGUUCCUGCUCCAGCUACCGAGGAAUCACACUGUUGUCCGUCCAAGAAAAGGUGUUAAAUCGCAUCCUGCUGAACAGAAUGAAAGACGCAGUAGACCCGCAUUUCCGUGACCAAAAAGCAGGCUUUCGAAAGGAGAGGUCGUGCGCGGAUCAGAUUGUAACCCUGUGCAUCAUUCUGGAACAAUCCCUGGAGUGGAAUUCACUGUAGUAUGUGAACUUCAUUGACUAUGAAAAGGCAUUCGACAGCGUUGACCUGGAGUCCCUCUGGAGACUUCUGAGACACUACGGAGUGUCAGAAAUGAUCACCAAGAUCAUCAGGAAGUCUUAUGAAGGAAUGACCUGCAGAAUCGUUCAUGGAAGACAGCUCGCGGACGCCUAUGAAGUGAGAACCGGACUGAGGCAAGGCUGCUUACUCUCACCUUUCUUGUUCCUGUUGGCCAUAGACUGGGUUAUGAAGACAUCGACGGAGCAGAAGCGGAAUGGAAUUCAGUGGACUCUGUGGAAACAGUAAGAAGACCUAGAUUUUUCCGGUGAUCUGGCUCUUCUCUUCCACACUCAACAACAGAUGCAGGAAAAGACAAACAUGG